Molecule: messenger RNA, 1368 nt
Organism: Cuscuta epithymum
Lineage: Eukaryota; Viridiplantae; Streptophyta; Magnoliopsida; Solanales; Convolvulaceae
Source: the annotation of a GenBank genome assembly
UUUUUUUUUUUUUUUUUUUUUAAAAGAAGGUAAGUUUAUUAUAUAUGUGGGGAAGAGUUUAUAGAGCAUUAUAAUUUCUCUCUCCUUUAACAAUAAAGGAAUGUUGAGCUUUACAUCUGGGAAUUAGUUUUAUGCUUUCUGGACAUUGUGAUAAUGUUCUUUGUACUCUCUUUAUUUGUUUCAUCCUGCUCAAGUGAUAUACUCAAUUGUGUUGGUUUGCAUUCCUGGCCAGCAUCAUUCCAAGUUUAUAAGACUGUUAUCCUUUGUUUUGCUGACUACCCAUAAUUCCCCUUUCAUUGAUAAUUCCUAAAUUGUGUUCAAUCGCCACUUUGUAGGGUGGCAAGGAUCCAUAGAAGCCCGGUUGUCCUGUAGAAUAAUUUCCAGCUUCUGCCCUCUAAUUGUGGCUUGAAUUUCUUGCGCUCACACAACUCUCUCCCUAAGCGUCAAUGAAGUUUAUUGUUUUGUCAUCUACGGAGAUAGAUCUGGCGUACAUAUGGUGAGGGGGAAAACGCAGCUGCGGCGGAUCGAGAACGCGACGAGCAGGCAGGUGACGUUCUCUAAGAGGAGAAAUGGUCUGCUGAAGAAAGCGUUUGAGCUCUCUGUGCUGUGUGAUGCUGAGGUGGCACUCAUUGUCUUCUCUCCCAGAGGAAAGCUCUAUGAAUUUGCUAGCGCCAGCAUGAGAGAGACCAUAGCGCGAUAUCGCAGGUACACUGUGGAUCGUCACGCUGAAAACCCCUCAGUGGAACAGGAACCAGAUGAGGACAUGCUGCAUAUGCAGCAGAAAACUGAAUGCCUGGCCAAAAAACUAGAUGCCCUUGAAGCUUCAAAGCGGAAACUUCUGGGAGAAGAUCUGGGAUCAUGUCCCAUGGAGGAGCUACAACAGAUAGAGCAGCAGUUGGAGCGGAGUGUUAACAUCAUCCGAGCAAGAAAGGUAAAAGUCUACACGGAUCAGAUUGAGCGGCUAAAAGAAAAGGAAGAUGCACUAAAAGCUGAAAAUGCAAUGCUAUGGGAGAAGUUUAAGACACUGGAACCACAAGUAUCAAAUGAAGGGAUGGAAAGGGAUGCCAUUUGCCCGGAAGGAAGUGAAAAAUCAGAUGUGGAGACUGAACUGUACAUUGGACUGCCAGAGAGUAGGGCGAAGCCUGCAACAGUGGUGUUCCAGUUCAGAUAAUUGUGAUCAGGGAAUUUUUAGUGAUGCAUGAUGUCCUUCAAUCUAAGGGGAGCUAUACAUAUUUCUUCCUCUUUAUAUGCGCCCGCAUACAUGGAGAUCUUCCUUGUUCAAAUUCCAUUAAAAUUUACAAGCAAUCAAUAAUUUAAACUCUUUUAAACCGAAAUGCGAGUGGCUCAUUUGCAACUACUUUAAACUUG